Bursaphelenchus okinawaensis is the source of this 2021-nucleotide messenger RNA. Lineage: Eukaryota; Metazoa; Nematoda; Chromadorea; Rhabditida; Aphelenchoididae. The record is from the annotation of a GenBank genome assembly.
AUGGCGGUAGAAGGGCGCAAGAUAAAGGUAAUAUUCCCCAAGAAUCCUCCUGAUGUCUUCGAAGAUUGUGCCCAGUUCCCGACGCUGAAGCCAUCGCUACGAUGUCCGUUUCCUGGAAGAUGUGUCGAGGUAUGCCAGCGUUACUUUAUAUUAAUAUUGAUUUGCAAAGUCUUUGUUAAUAGCUUGUUUUUCUAAUUAAAACAACAAUAUAAGUCUAAUCCGUGUCAAAACUUUUGUAGAUAUUGAUGCAAUUGGCAGAAUACCUUCACUACGAGGUAGAACCCUUCCCUCUGACACUUGAUCGCGGUACUGUAAAUUGGGGGAACUAUGUAAGUUGAAAUGAACUCUUAUGUUAUCAUUUGUAAUGUAUAUAUAUAUUCAUUUACCCAUUAAACUUCAGCGCAACAAUACCUGGGAUGGUGUUCUUGGUAUGAUAGCCAACAACACCGCUGAUACUGUGUGUACCUUAUAUCAGCCCACAAUAUCGAGAAGAGAACACUUUGCAUUAUCGUAUCCUGUUACUUCUGUAAGUUUUAAAGAAAGUGAUCAGUAUAUGUUUAACCAUGAAGUUUUUCUCUAUAACAUUCGCAACUUUUUAAUUCUUUUAAGGUACGUCCCCUUUACAUAGUAAAACGGAACACGGACGACUUUUCCUCAGGACUCUGGAACGCGUUCAGUCCUUACGAAAACACAACAUGGCUUGCUUACUUGGCCAUGUUCUUUGUCCAAGUCAUAUUCAUGAUCUUCCUGUCUAGGGUCGAGAUUGAAAUUGGCAAAGGAGAUGUGUUCUCUCCGUUAGAGGUAAGAAUGUUAUGCAAAUGGAGGCAGUAAACUAUGUUUUAGACCAUAUGGAAACUCAUACGACUUCAGUUAUACCAACCUUUGAAUGUGGGUCAUUUUACUGUAGCAGGUAUGUCUUAAAAUAAAGUUCUGUCUUAUAAGUUGUACCUUGUAACAUACAUGUAUCUUAACUGUGUUAUGUUGCAGGCAACUGGACCAUUUUAGUCUUCUCAAUGGUGCAAUGUCGUUUGUUUUUGGACAUGUACCAAAACCUACUGCUCUCUUCGUUACUCCGCCCUGUAGACAGAUCACCGUUCAGUAAUGCUGAUGACAUUUUGAUACAAGUGCAAGAAAAGAAAUACUCGUUUGUCACCAAUUAUCUUGGGCAUUGGUAAGUAAACUUGACCUUUUUAAAACAUACCCUUUCUUUACAUUACGUAUCCUAUGGUUUGACUAAGGUUUAACCUACAUAUUAUACACUUACAGUCAUAGUGCAAGACCUACUUUUAGGUACUUCGAAGAGAUGAACAUGAAUAUCACAACCGGACACAUGAAACUGCUGCAGAACAUAACAGCAGAGAAUAAGGUUCAACUGGUUCGUACAAUACGACAAGCCCUCGACCUCGUAUCCACUGGUCGAUACAUAUACCCGAUACAAGAAGAUGCCCUAGAAGCCAUCAUAGCCAAAGACCGAUGUGAUCUCGCCUAUAUAAACGAAGGUAUGACAGAGAGAACAGCUCACUUUGUCUUUGCCAAGGAUUCGAAGGUCCAAGAAGAAUUCGACCGGGCGAUUCUGCAGAAUCUGGACUUCAUUCGACGUACUCACGAGAAGUACUUCUCCGAGGAAACCUCUGUCCCCAUGUUUCAGCGACAUAGACGGAUAUGUGUGGACAGCGGGGUGGAUAACGAGAUGAGGAAACCUUUAAGUAAGUUGAUACCUAUUACAAUACAAUUAAUGUUAACCUUGGAAUAUUAUUAUUGCCCAUAUAACUAUUCUAGCUAUGAUGUCCAUAUUCGGGAUCGUUGUGAUAGGCGCGGGCGGUUUCCUUUUAUCUGGUGCCAUUUUUGUGUUCGAGCUCUACUUAUUCUGGCAGAAACGCCUACUACAAUAUAAAACCCAUACUCGUAAGGUUUGGCACAGUGCCAUUAAUGCAGCAUUGCAAAAUCUGCCAGUGAUAACUCCAAAGAUAAAUAGUAAUGUGAAAGGUAUUCAAUUAACAAUAAAUAACAACAAUUCCUAA